GCCGGGGUUGGGGCCGUGCGGAGCCGCCGCCGUUGCUGUCCCCACGAUGAUGAACGCGGACCUGCGGAGGGAACGCGCCGCCGCCACCUUCCAGCCCGAGCUCCUCACGCACAUCCUGGAUGGCGGCCCCGACCGCACCCGCCGCCGGAAGGAGCUCGAGGCCUUAGUUAUUAAUGACCCUGACUUCCAGCAUGAGGAUUUGAACUUCCUGUCCCGCAGCCAGCGCUAUGAGCAAGCCAUCAGGAAGAGCUCUUUGAUGGUGAUGAAGUUAAGAGAAUAUGGAAUUGCAGACCCAGAGGAGAUCUACUGGUUUAAAAGAACAUGCUUGGGCAAUUUUCCUGAACCUUUCGGUCUCCACUUCAGCAUGUUUCAAAAAACCUUAGAGACCCAAACGACUGAUGCUCAGAAGGAGAAAUGGCUGCCCCUGGUCCAUGGAGUCAAGAUAAUUGGCACCUACGCCCAAACCGAAAUGGGACAUGGAACUCAUCUUCGGGGUCUAGAAACUACAGCUACUUAUGACCCUGCUACCCAGGAAUUCAUCCUCAACAGCCCCACUGUGACUUCCAUUAAGUGGUGGCCUGGUGGACUUGGAAAGACAUCAAACCAUGCCAUCGUUCUGGCUCAGCUCUACACCCAGGGCCAGUGCAAAGGGCUGCAUGCCUUCAUUGUUCCCAUACGGCAGCUGGGCACCCACGAACCUUUGCCAGGUAUUACAGUGGGUGACAUAGGGCCAAAAUUUGGUUAUGAUGAAAUGGAUAAUGGCUACCUGAAAAUGGACAACUUCAGAAUUCCUCGGGAAAACAUGCUGAUGAAGUAUGCCCAGGUUGAACCAGAUGGCACCUAUGUGAAGCCACUCAGUGACAAGCUAACCUAUGGGACCAUGGUGUUCAUCCGGUCGCUCAUUGUAGGUGAUUCUGCUCGCUCACUGUCUCGGGCCUGUACCAUUGCCAUCCGCUACAGCGCAGUGAGACACCAGUCUGAGUUGAAGCCAGGCGAACCUGAGCCCCAGAUCUUGGAUUAUCAGACCCAGCAAUACAAACUCUUUCCUCUCCUGGCAACAGCAUAUGCUUUUCAUUUUGUGGGAGCCUACAUAAAAGACACCUAUCGUCGUAUUAGUGGAGACAUCAAUGAAGGGGAUCUGAGUGAGCUGCCAGAGCUCCAUGCACUGACAGCAGGGCUGAAGGCGUUCACUUCCUGGACUGCCAAUGCUGGUAUUGAGGAAUGUCGGAUGGCGUGUGGUGGGCAUGGCUACUCUCGCUGCAGCGGCAUUCCUGACAUCUAUGUCACGUUCACCCCAUCCUGCACCUAUGAGGGAGAAAAUACAGUCAUGAUGCUGCAGACAGCUAGAUUCCUUGUCAAAAGCUACACCCAAGUUAGUUCUGGGCAGCGGGUUACUGGCAUGGUGUCCUACCUUAAUGAUCUCUCCAGGCAACGUAUCCAGCCACAGCAUGUGGCUGCCAGGACUGUGACUGUGCGUCUUAAUGAUCCAGUCAGCUUGGUAGAGGCCUACAAAGCACGUGCUGCCUGGCUUGUAGAAGCUGCAGCAAAGAAUUUAGAAGCUGAACUGAACCACAGGAGGAGCAAGGAGGAUGCCUGGAAUAAAACUUCUGUUGAUCUUGUGCAAGCAUCUGAGGCACACUGUCACUAUGUGAUAGUGAAGCUUUUCACAGCAAAGCUGGCUGAGAUCAGUAAUGCAGCAGUCCGUGCUGUCCUGACUGAGCUGUGUCUCCUGUAUGCUCUCUGUGGAAUCAGCAAGAACACAGGGGACUUCCUGCAGGCGGGUAUCUUGACUGAUGCCCAAGUUACUCAAGUGAAGCAGCAUGUGAAAGAGCUCUUGGCUGUGAUUCGUCCCAAUGCUGUGGCCCUGGUGGACUCCUUUGACUUUCAUGACAGUCACCUGGGAUCGGUGCUUGGCCGCUACGAUGGCAAUGUCUAUGAGAACAUGUUUGAGUGGGCAAAGAAAUCCCCACUGAACAAAACAGAGGUUCAUGAGUCUUUCCACAAACACCUGAAGCCAAUGCAAGCCAAGCUGUGAAACCUGCUGUUUUUUUUCCUGAGCUGAACACUGUGUCCUUCCUUCAGGCACCUAAAUCAAAGCUCUCAAACCCUGGUAGCUGUAGGACAGUGAAGAACUGUAGCCUUUCUUUCCACUUUUCUAAGUCGAGGAGGUGUUUGGGGAGAGUGCAUAGGGAUGGAUGCCUGUUUUUAAAGUGCAAUUCUAAUGGUAAGAUUAACCUUUUAGAAAUCUGGGAAAGCUUUAUCUAUUCACACAAGGGUUGCUUUUGUGAAGCUGCUAACUGGAGACAAGUUGCUGUCAACUGGAAAGGUGGCAGGAUUUUACUACUAGGUAGUCAAGAGCCCUCAGGCCAUGGCUUCUAAAGAGCAGUUCUGUCCUCCCCAAAAAAGCAUCAAUGUCUUGAUUUUGGUUUUAUUUUUAAGAUUGGCACCAGCUCUCUCCUUGUUUGGCAAAUAUUUAUGCUCCCUAAAGCCUCCUGCAUAGCUUUGUGCACAUCAGUCUGCAUGGGCACUCCUUUCCUGAUGUAGCUGGGAAGGAAAUGCUCAUCCUCCCCUGGAGCUCUGCUUCCUUCAUCCUUCCAGAAAACAUCCUCAUGUUUUCCAGUGCAUCCUUUCACUGCCCUGCAGCAACAACUUUUGCUGUGUGCCUUCUCCAUCGCUGGCCCCAGACUCUUAGUGUGAAGGCAAAGGAGGAUAUAGUGAUGCUGCUCGGAGGGGGAAAAAAAGAAACGUUGUCGUAGUAAGCAGUAGGUGCUGCUAAGAGAUAUUUCGCCCUUCCUCUACCUUAGAGUUUUCAUGGCACUCUCUCAAAGCACUUUACAAAUGUUACGCAAUGGAGAUUUGAUGUGAAAAACUACGCGGAGUGCUAGAAACUGCAGAUUUGACCUGGAAUGAUGAAGCCAGUAUCUGAGAGCAGAACUCAGUUGACCAAGGUCCUUGGUUCCUCAGGGAGGUCCUUCUGGUUUUUAAAGACAUUCUUGAAGAAAUCGACAAUCCCAAGUGUCCAGUUUUUCCUGCCUGUGCAUUUCCAAGGAGCUUUUUAUGAUUUGCUUAAUUUUAGUUUUAUAUUGACUUGGGCUUUGGGCAGUGCUGUCUGGAUUUAAUGGGACAAAGACUGAACUUGUAACAGAACCUCCUGAUGCCCUGGGAUGUCAGUGCAACUGCCACUGUGCAAACUCAUUGCUAUUCCUCAACACCACUAACUCUGUCCAGUAACAAUAAAAGCUCUCUUCAUGCAGAGAAGAGCAUCUCUGAGCUUCAACUGGUAAAAAGCUUUCAGUUUAGACCUAAAUCCUGGAGUUGUGAGGAGCUGGUGCUCUGACAGCUUUGGUAUCUGCUAGUCUCUCGUUUUGGAUCAGUUUUUGGGAUGAUUUUUUCCUGGCACUAACAAUGAUCAGACCCAAUGUUUGCCUCCACCUGCAGUAGGUGGACAGAAAGAGAUCUUAAAUAAAAUGAUUAAACUUGC
Messenger RNA from Pezoporus occidentalis (night parrot), 3481 nucleotides. RefSeq names its product acyl-CoA oxidase 1 (gene ACOX1). The transcript has 14 exons. Gene Ontology annotation, biological process: fatty acid beta-oxidation using acyl-CoA oxidase; very long-chain fatty acid metabolic process; lipid homeostasis. Gene Ontology annotation, molecular function: FAD binding; fatty acid binding. The coding region runs from base 47 to 2035 and encodes 662 amino acids. The record is from RefSeq and is a predicted model, not a curated record. Lineage: Eukaryota; Metazoa; Chordata; Aves; Psittaciformes; Psittacidae. Gene Ontology annotation, cellular component: peroxisome.